This is a messenger RNA of Mauremys reevesii (Reeves's turtle), 2921 nucleotides long. It is a transcript of the gene PHKG1, whose product is annotated as phosphorylase kinase catalytic subunit gamma 1. The transcript has 10 exons. Gene Ontology annotation, cellular component: phosphorylase kinase complex. NCBI's taxonomy places the organism in Eukaryota, Metazoa, Chordata, Testudines, Geoemydidae. Gene Ontology annotation, molecular function: phosphorylase kinase activity; calmodulin binding; ATP binding. The record is from RefSeq and is a predicted model, not a curated record. Gene Ontology annotation, biological process: glycogen biosynthetic process; protein phosphorylation. The coding region runs from base 247 to 1413 and encodes 388 amino acids.
CGGACGCUGACCUGCAAUGAGUUAGCAGCCGGGCUGAAGGCUGGGUUGUUAUUGAGGGACUCAAAGUGAUCUGUGUCUCAGACCCUUAUCGUUCAAGUUCGUUUUGACUUUUGUGGUAGUAAUUUGAUCCCCAGUCGCUGCUCCAGGAAAAUUUGGGCUGACGGUAGAAGGCAGAAUCUGCAAAGAGGUAAUGCUAUUUGUUACCUUGAAGCAAGGCUUUAGCGUGGGCCCAGUGAGGAUCCAAACAUGACCAAGGAGGAGGAGCUACCAGACUGGCAUUCAGCCCAGGAAUUUUAUAAGAAUUAUGACCCGAAGGAAAUUCUGGGCAGAGGGGUAAGCAGCGUGGUUCGUCGGUGCAUUCACAAACCCACCAGCCAAGAGUAUGCGGUUAAGAUUAUAGACAUCACCGCUGGUAAUUUAUCCCCAGAGGAGGUCCAGGAGCUGAGGAAAGCCACUAUCAAGGAGAUAGACAUCCUGCGGAAGGUCUCAGGACAUCCCAAUAUCAUUCAGCUGAAGGAUAGUUAUGAAUCCCACACCUUUUUCUUCUUGGUGUUUGACCUAAUGAAGAGAGGAGAGCUCUUUGAUUACCUCACAGAGAAAGUCACCUUAAGUGAGAAGGAAACCAGGAAGAUCAUGCGUGCACUGCUGCAAGUGAUCCAGUACCUCCAUUCCAUGAACAUUGUCCACAGAGACCUGAAGCCGGAGAACAUUCUCCUGGAUGACAACAUGAACAUCAAGCUGAUGGACUUCGGCUUCUCCUGCCAGUUGAAUGGGGAUGAGAUGCUCAAAGAAAUCUGUGGCACUCCCGGGUAUCUAGCACCUGAAAUAUUAGAGUGCUCCAUGGAUAAGGACCAUCCAGGGUAUGGAAAGGAAGUUGACAUGUGGAGUAGUGGCGUGAUCAUGUACACUCUGCUGGCCGGCUCCCCGCCCUUCUGGCACCGGAAGCAGAUGCUCAUGCUGCGGAUGAUCAUGAGUGGGAAUUACCAGUUCAGCUCUCCGGAGUGGGAUGAUCAGUCAGACACAGUCAAAGAUCUGAUUUCCCGGCUCCUGGUGGUGAAUCCUAAGAAGCGCUACACAGUUAACGAUGCGCUGGCCCACCCGUUCUUCCAGCAAUAUGUCGUGGAGGAAGUACGGCACUUCAGCCCUUUAAGGAAACUUAAGGUCAUCUGCCUGACAGUUCUGGCAUCAGUCCGCAUCUAUCAUCACUAUCGGAAUGUCAAGCCAAUUACCAGGGAGGUAAUAAUGAGAGACCCCUACGCUCUGAAACCCAUUCGCAAACUGAUCGAUGCCUGUGCCUUUAGAAUCUAUGGACACUGGGUGAAGAAAGGAGAAGCACAAAACAGAGCAGCCUUAUUUGAGAACACUCCAAAGGUGAUUUUGAUGAGCUUAGCCGCAGAGGAAGCGUUAUUUUGAUUUAUCCCUGAGUAAAACUGCUUCAGCAGCAUCUUAGCGUAAGUUUGUAAGAGCUAAGGCGAGCAGACGCUCUGAAAACUAACCGCAGUCUCCUUUAUGUUUUCCCAAUAAAAUCUCAAUAGAUAAUAUUAAAACCCAGGGUGUGCCAAACCCCGACAUCCUUAUUUGGCCUUCAAAAGAUGCCAUGUGCACAAACCUCGGCAGAGCCCCAUCAAACGUCAAUGAAUUUUGCCUGUGUAAGGCCUCUGUGCUUUGGCCUUGCCGGACUGAUAUUCAACUUUCCUACAAAAUGACAUAUAAGGGCCUGUUUUUUUUAAGAAGUGGCUUCUAAUUUUGCAGCUGUAAUUAACAGUGUGUGUAAAUAUACCCUCAGAUCAGGCAGGUGAACAUCUUAAAUGGCAGCAUUUGUGCCCCCAAAUUAAUUUCACCUGAAUGUUUUUUGGGGUUUUUUUUGGCCUGGAAUGAAUGGCAGGCACAAAAUUGGUCACCAAGAUGAGGCACUUUUGAAAAAGAAUAGAGAUGGGGGCCCAAGCAAAAUCCUAGCUGUGGCAUUCGGGUACGGCUCCAGCUCUGGACAUCACAGCUCUCUAAUGCAGAGGGAACCAAUAGGAUAUGCAAGAACAAUAGAAUACACGUAUUGCCUCUCCUGUAGGCACCACAUCCUUUCAUUGGCAGGAUGGGCCAGGCUCCCCCGAGCUGUGGUAACAGAAGGAUGCGAGCGAGCACCCUCACACCUGUGUGGAAUCCCCGCCAGCAGUGGUGGCAAUAUUUUCUGUUAUUGCCAUUUGCUACGAUCAGGCUCAUGUCGCUCUUUCUGGUGCCCUCCUGCUUCAGCUAGGGCCUUCAUCCUGUAAGCGACACCUAGGCCGACCUUUGCACCUGCCCCAGUGCAGUCAGUGGAACUCCAUGUGUGCGCAGAGGAUCACCUCUGGGAAGCAACUUGCCAGAUUGGGGCCUCGGUGUCUGGCCCAGGCCAGCCUGAGGUUUCAAAGCCUGGCUUUCAGGUAGUGGGCACGACCUUUUCUGUGAAGAUGAUAGAUUGGCCAAGGCAAAGAUAAUGAGUUUGGGGCACAAUCAGGCCAAGGUAAGCAGUGGGGUCAUGGCAGCUGGAGGGAAUCUAAAUUAGAUGGGGAGCUGGGUAAAAAGAAAAAUCAGUGUGAUGUUAUUAGCAAGUUCAGGGAGACGGGGAGUGAAGGUGAGAGGCAGAGAGGAAAGGGGACAGGGAUGUGGAAAGCAGCUCCACCAAUGGGACACUUGCAAAAUGCUAACCUGUUACAUUCAAUUGACUGAGGUUAAAAACCACCCGAAGAAGCUGGACAAGCUUUGUUUUUACAAGGCGGAUGUUGUUAUUAGAGAUUCUGGGCCCAGCCUUCACCGGCAGGACCUUAAGAUAGGGUGGCUUAUCCCACAUCACUUAUGAAAAUCAAGUCUUUCAGGGCACGAAUACCCUGUUUUGGGUGCUUCACUGCAAAGGCAAGUGUUCAUUGCCUGUUUUACCAUCUGUAAAA